CACACACAUAAAUAUAACAACUUUAAAGUAUUAUUUAAAUUUCUUCCGCACAGAUGCUUUAUCUUAACCGUCAAGAACAUUACAUUACCUAUUACUUCUAAAAUAAUAUCCAUGUAUUAUGUAAUCUAAUAAAUGACACUCUCAUUAAUUUGUAAAUCGCCACCUUGUCUACUCCGCAGAUGCCCCAUUGUUGCCGUCGGCGCCAUGACUAUGACGUAAGCCGUUUCCAUGGAGAUGACAUCAUCAGCGCCGCUAGUCAAUGGCGCGGCGUCUAGUGCAGCAGUGUCGUCGCGCACGGGACGACCGCCGGUCGGGGCAGCUGCUCGGGGCGGCCGGAAGGCGCGCAUGAAAAACCGCGGGAGUCAGACCUGCAGUUCUGACGACGACGAUCUCCACUCGGACGAUAACCUCCGGCCUUACGAGGAGGUCAAGGUCGCCCACCACGACAAGAAGUUAGCGGGGUUAGGU
Aplysia californica (California sea hare) is the source of this 468-nucleotide messenger RNA. RefSeq lists its product as uncharacterized. NCBI's taxonomy places the organism in Eukaryota, Metazoa, Mollusca, Gastropoda, Aplysiida, Aplysiidae. The record is from RefSeq and is a predicted model, not a curated record.